Hemicordylus capensis (graceful crag lizard) is the source of this 2858-nucleotide messenger RNA. RefSeq names its product copine 4 (gene CPNE4). Gene Ontology annotation, cellular component: plasma membrane. The transcript has 17 exons. Gene Ontology annotation, biological process: cellular response to calcium ion. Gene Ontology annotation, molecular function: calcium-dependent phospholipid binding. The coding region runs from base 708 to 2414 and encodes 568 amino acids. The record is from RefSeq and is a predicted model, not a curated record. NCBI's taxonomy places the organism in Eukaryota, Metazoa, Chordata, Lepidosauria, Squamata, Cordylidae.
CUCCUUCGUGCCACUUGACUCUAGCCGGAGUGCCGUAGACAGAGCGCUUGGGAGACCUUUAAGGGGAAAGGCAUCUGAUCUCUCCUUCGGUCAAAUGCCCCCCUGGGGCUGUUCCGCUUGCGGGAAAGCGAGAGCUAAAUGAUACCAAGUAGUGCAGGGGAGGGGAAGCGCUCGGGCUCGGGGGUGACGCCGUACUGCCUAGCACCUGCAGGGGGCGCGCGAGUGGGGCUUCUCUGCCCAGCAUCUGCCUCCUCCGGAGCGGAGGCGCCCGGGCUCCUCAGAAGGUGGGAAUCUCUCCUUGCGUGAAGCCGCCUACUCGCCAGCCCCACACCUCCCACUUCUUCUCUGCAGCCCGUCUGUCAGCGAGCGGAGCCAGAGUCCUCUUCCCCUCCGGCGCGGAGGAUGGAGCCAGGCUCUCCGCAGGGAUGAAACUCCUCUCUUGCCAGCAGCAGCAGCUCCAUCGCACACGCCAGCUGAAGUAGCUGGAAGGGCGGCUUCAAAGACCCGAGGAGAUCCCCUCCAUCGCCACCGUCCUCUUAAGAGAGAACGAGAUCCCGAUUGCAGAGCAGCUGCCUCCUUCCAGAUCGGUGGCUCAGUUUCAGGGGUGAAGCUGUUGAGAAUACUACUUGCCUUCCUGAUUUAAAUCUGGUGCAGAGCUGCAUGAAUACUUCUUCAAAUUUUCAUUUAGACCUUUCCUGUAACCACCUAUGCAAGCCAAACUAGGGGAAAGAAUGAAGAAAAUGAGUAACAUCUAUGAAUCAGCGGCCAACACCCUGGGAAUCUUUAGCAGCCCAUGCCUGACUAAAGUGGAACUGAGAGUUGCGUGCAAAGGCAUAUCGGACAGAGAUGCCCUCUCCAAACCUGAUCCCUGUGUCAUCCUGAAAAUGCAGUCUCAUGGGCAGUGGUUUGAGGUUGACAGGACAGAAGUGAUUCGAACUUGCAUAAAUCCCAUCUUCUCAAAGCUUUUCACAGUGGACUUUUACUUUGAAGAAGUUCAGCGGCUACGAUUUGAAGUCCAUGACAUAAGCAGCAAUCACAAUGGGCUGAAAGAAGCAGACUUCCUUGGUGGCAUGGAAUGCACUCUUGGACAGAUCGUUUCACAAAGAAAACUCUCAAAAUCUUUAUUGAAACAGGGCAAUACAGCAGGAAAAUCUUCCAUAACGGUGAUUGCUGAAGAAUUAUCUGGCAAUGAUGACUACGUUGAACUUUCCUUUAGUGCACGGAAAUUAGAUGACAAGGAUUUCUUCAGCAAAUCGGAUCCGUUCCUGGAAAUUUUCCGGAUGAAUGAUGAUGCAACCCAGCAACUUGUUCACAGGACUGAGGUGGUGAUGAACAACUUAAACCCAGCCUGGAAAUCAUUUAAGGUGUCUGUAAAUUCUCUUUGCAGUGGAGACCAGGAUCGCAGACUAAAGUGCAUAGUCUGGGACUGGGAUUCCAACGGCAAGCAUGACUUUAUUGGAGAAUUUAGUUCAACAUUCAAGGAAAUGCGAGGAGCAAUGGAAGGGAGACAGGUACAGUGGGAGUGCAUAAACCCUAAGUACAAAGUAAAGAAGAAGAACUACAAGAACUCCGGCAUAGUUAUUCUUAACCUGUGCAAGAUUCACAAGAUGCAUUCAUUCUUAGACUACAUCAUGGGUGGCUGCCAAAUACAGUUUACAGUAGCUAUAGAUUUCACAGCUUCUAACGGUGAUCCCCGGAACAGCUGCUCACUCCACUACAUCCACCCCUAUCAGCCGAAUGAAUACUUGAAGGCACUGGUAGCUGUUGGGGAGAUCUGCCAAGACUAUGACAGCGAUAAAAUGUUCCCAGUCUAUGGUUUUGGAGCCAGGAUACCUCCGGACUAUAAAGUAGGUGUACAGGUCUCUCAUGAUUUUGCAAUCAACUUUAAUGAAGACAACCCAGAAUGUGCAGGAAUUCAAGGAGUAGUCGAAGCAUAUCAGAAUUGCCUCCCUAAACUUCAGCUUUAUGGGCCUACCAACAUUGCUCCCAUCAUUCAGAAGGUAGCUAAAUCGGCAUCUGAAGAAACCAACACUAAGGAGUCAUCGCAAUAUUUCAUCUUGCUGAUUCUGACGGAUGGUGUCAUUACGGACAUGGCCGAUACCCGUGAAGCCAUUGUUCAUGCCUCCCAUCUUCCCAUGUCGGUCAUCAUUGUUGGAGUUGGAAAUGCCGAUUUCAGUGACAUGCAGAUGCUAGAUGGAGAUGAUGGGAUCCUGAGAUCUCCCAAGGGAGAGCCUGUUCUUCGUGACAUUGUUCAGUUUGUGCCAUUCAGAAACUUCAAACAUGCAUCCCCAGCUGCGUUAGCAAAAAGCGUUUUGGCUGAAGUUCCAAAUCAAGUGGUGGACUAUUACAAUGGGAAAGGGAUUAAACCAAAAUGUAUGUCAGAGUAUGAGUCUUCCAGGACACUAGCUCCAUGAACUUCCCUGGACACUUUUACAGCAUUCAGAAAUGCUACUACUUAACAACUACUGUACUUAAAUGAAAAUAGCACGUUUUGGUGAUUUUUAACUCAAAUACUUUUUUUUGCAUGUGUAGCCUAAAGGCUUGCAGGUAAAGGUUAAGCAACUGUAUUGUUGAAGACUUUUUAUGAAAAAACAAAAACAAAAUUAUAACUCUUUACAUUACAGCAUGUCGCCUUGAAAUGAAAAAGUUAUCUGUAUCUGUUUUUUAUACAGGUUUGUUGAAAUUUUGCUAAAUUUCUUAUUAUCUUUACACUGUAAAGCAUUUUGAAACAUUUAUUGGAAGUUGAUAGCCAAAACGUCUUUGGGUUUAUCUGCUAUGAAAUGAAAAAGAUUUUUCAAAAUGGCAGACGCAUGGACUGUAUUUUGCAUGUUCCAAAAUAAAAACAACACAGUUUUGCA